AUUUUCAAAUUAAACUGGGUAAAACAGCUAUUGUUAGCUCAGUGCUAUCAUAAAGAGGAUAAUCAAGCACACAUUACAAAGAGAUGACAAUCCUACCAAUGUGAAUACAGCAGGCUGUCUUAAGCCUGCUAUCUAGCUAGCUCUGGCAUUGUUUCUAACUGUAAGGCUUUGUUCCCUUCGUCUCGGCUAGAAUGAUCAGUCUUACCUUGGGUUAGUAACGGCUAUCUCUCAAAUCACUAUCACGGCGACGUUUUCUGAUCAAAUACAGGUAGCUCGAAUUAAAAAAAAAUAUAAACUCGCUAGCGUUACCGCUAGCAUGACCAGCGCCAAUAUUUUUAAAAAGCAGACGUCUUCCUCUGCGGCAGCUGAUUGGAUGAAAGCCGCCCGUCACUGGGCGAGCCGCCGUGACGCGCAGGGUACGCUGCGGAAGGUGGAGUACUACGUGGUGUGCUACGAGUGAUUGGCACUGUGAAGAACACAACUCUUAUUACAGUUGAAAGCUGUAAUAUGAAAAAUAAUCACAUGCAUCUGAAGACAGCAAGACAGUGUUGAGAUCAUUAUAAUGAUCAUGAUUUUUCACACGACCGUUCGCUCUUACUCAAUGAUACAAAAACCACAUCUGGCUGCAUGGAGAGCAUGGAGAAGGUUGAAGCUGAGAUUGCACUCUUCUUUUGUUGGCGCAUCUUCUGGUCCUGGUCCCGUGGACAGAUCCGAAGACCCGUCGGCUGCUUCAGCUGAAAAGUCUCCUCAUACGCCUGUCAUGCUGAAAGAGGUGCUUCAAUACUUAGACAUUCAGCCAGCUCAGGUGGUGCUGGACAUGACAUUUGGAGGUGGUGGUCAUACCAAAGCAAUUUUGAGCACAGUUCCUGAAGUCACGGUCCUGGCCUUAGACCGAGAUCCCACAGCAAUUUCUCUGGCCCAGCAGUUAGCCAAGGAACACAUUGGUCGUGUGAAACCAAUACUUGGCCGGUUCAGUGAGCUUGAGGACCUGCUGUCUAACUUAAACGUUAAGCCAGGCAGCAUCGAUGCUGCCCUCUUGGAUGCUGGCUGUUCUUCCAUGCAGAUGGAUGAGGCGGAAAGAGGCUUCUCCCUCAGCAAAGAUGGACCAUUGGAUAUGAGAAUGGAUGGAGACAGGUACCCUGACAUGCCCUGCGCCGCUGACGUUGUGAAUACCUUAGAUCAACAGGCUCUUGCAUCCAUCCUCACUGCAUAUGGGGAAGAAAGACACGCCAGGAAAAUAGCUUCAGCCAUUGUGGAGACACGCCGCAUCAGCCCCAUCACCCGGACACAGCAGCUGGCCAGCGUGGUUGCAGGAUCGUUUCCUGCUGCUGUCAUCUAUGCACGUAAAGAUCGACUCAACAGACCUGCACACGUGGCCACCAAGACUUUCCAAGCUCUGCGUAUCUUUGUGAAUGAUGAGCUGAAUGAACUUCACGCUGGCCUGCGUGUUGCCCGGACAUUCCUAAAACCUGGAGGACGUCUCUGUGUUAUCACCUUUCAUUCGCUAGAAGACAGACUGGUCAAACGUUUUCUGCGGGGAGAUGACUUGUCUAAUUUGGAUCACUUCAACCCAAGGAAGAAAAGCGCCAGGAAUGAAAAACCAGUGCAUGAAAAAAGAGAUGGAAAUAUGUACUGGCUUCCUCUGCGAAGAAAAGUAAUCACCCCAGAAAAAGACGAUGUUAGGGAAAAUCCUCGAGGACGCUCCUCCAAGCUCAGGGCAGCACUCAGACGUUGACUCUGACAUUAAUUAUGACACAGCAGAAAUUAAAAAAAAAAAAAAAAAAGUUGGAGCUUUUUACAAUGAACAUGAAGCUCACCAUUACAGAGCCUAAUCUCUAAUCUCAUUCGACUCGGUCUUGCUUUUUAACAAAGAACAGUCGGAAGCAUUUGUUGGUGGGAAGCCAGUGAGGGUUUAUGUUCUUGUUUCUGAAUACGCACCUCCAACUGGUUGGUUACAGUGCUGUGCAGUGAUUGCAGACUCAGCAAAGCAAGAAAUGAAUCUCUCACCCACUGUUUUCACUGUGAUGCACUGAACUUCAAAAAAAAUGGGGAUUUAAAAAAAAGUCCACUUGUCAGAGUUUUCAUAUGCAUCACUUGGGCGUGGUUUAGCAAAUUGAGCUGAAUUGAGCUAGGUUAAUAGUCCUGCAUUUGUGUAGCUUUCUGGCUACACAAAGAUAAGUAUCACACAACAGAGAUAAGCCUGUUUGAAGGUCAGGAAACAGGAAAAGGAGCAACAGCAGAGUUGCCACAAACAAAAGUGCAAAAAAUGUCAACGAUCAAAAAACAUCAAAACACAUUUACUAUAACUCUCUUCCCCGAAGAAGGCUAAACUAAAGGCUCAAUAACAGCAUACACACAGAUUACAUGUUAUGCAUAUUUUUGACAUUGCCCCUAAGGGGUAGCAGACAACAACAUGUAAACAUGAGUCAGCAAAGCUUUGCAUCUCACCUAUGUGCAGUCAACACAGCAUCAGGCCAGGACCUGUAGGGGCCAGCACGGUUGUGCAUUAGUCCUAUGCAGAGAACUACAGACAGCUUUGCACACCGUCAUUUACAUGUUGUAGCUGGGUACUGUCAAACUAUGUGAUGUUGGCUACAGUGUGUGCAUCUGUGUGUGUGUGUGUGUGUGUGUGCUGUUGUUGGUCCUUUAGUUUAGUCUCUGCUGCAGAAAAGACAGAACCCAUAACAUGCAAAGCGUUUCUUUGUAGUGAAGUGAAACCAGGUGUUAAAAACAAUGUAAACUGUCCACUGCACUUUUUGUACUUCCUAUUCCUAUUCUCACGCUUGUACCUGUCAUGGCAAACUCCGCAGUUGUUCCCUUUUCCUGUUCACGCCCACUUCUCACCAGUCACCUUUCAACCCAAGCAUAGCGUCAUCCCUGUCGUUGCUUUCUUGAAGGAUUGCACAUAAAAACAUCUAUGUGGGUUGCAUACCCAGAAUCCUUCACUGUGUCCGUUUGUGUAGGUAUUUGGCUUCGCAAACGCGAUAUCCUGAAUUCUGCUUGCCAUCGUGUGUUACUGUAAUCUAAUAAGUGGACUUUAGACAAGAGAAUAUUGUACUGUUUCCUAUUCGCUUGGCAAAAAAUAAAUUAAUUAAUUUAAAAAAUACAGUUUUCUGAAAGAAAGGAAGGAAAGAAAGUCUGUAAAAAUGUCAGUUGACUCGUCUCGUUAGUGUUGGGUUUAAUGCAUUUGCCCUACGUACAAAAUAUCCCCAGUUCAAGUCCAGGAGGUAACACAAAUAUCUUGAAGGGUUGCCUCAAUAAAGGCAUCCAGUGUUUUAAAAAAAAAAGUAGAUCAUAUUACACUUUUAGUUUUUAUUCUUUCAGCUGCAGUCCAGGUGGUUUAAUGGCAAGUAAAUGGUAAAUGGACUA
Archocentrus centrarchus (flier cichlid) is the source of this 3369-nucleotide messenger RNA. It is a transcript of the gene mettl15, whose product is annotated as methyltransferase 15, mitochondrial 12S rRNA N4-cytidine. The record is from RefSeq and is a predicted model, not a curated record. Gene Ontology annotation, molecular function: rRNA (cytosine-N4-)-methyltransferase activity. Gene Ontology annotation, biological process: rRNA base methylation. Lineage: Eukaryota; Metazoa; Chordata; Actinopteri; Cichliformes; Cichlidae. Bases 563 to 1735 code for a protein of 390 amino acids. The transcript has 7 exons.